Molecule: messenger RNA, 3268 nt
Organism: Diceros bicornis minor
Lineage: Eukaryota; Metazoa; Chordata; Mammalia; Perissodactyla; Rhinocerotidae
Gene: GRAMD2A
Product: GRAM domain containing 2A
Exons: 12
Coding region: 33-992 (319 amino acids)
Biological process (GO): regulation of store-operated calcium entry
Cellular component (GO): extrinsic component of cytoplasmic side of plasma membrane; organelle membrane contact site; endoplasmic reticulum membrane
Molecular function (GO): phosphatidylinositol-4,5-bisphosphate binding
Source: RefSeq, a predicted model, not a curated record
CGCGGUCCCCGGCGCUCGCUGGAGGCGCCGCGAUGACCGCUCUGAGCCCGGUCGAGGCCGCCGAAGCGGGCAGCAACCAACAGAUGCGUGGAAAGACGGCCUCUCCGAAGAGCCCUGUGUCCUGCACAGAGAAACUAGACAGGGUUCAGGCACCCCUGGACUCCGGUCUGCACUGGCCCGAAGGCUUGAAGGGUGAAGAGAUAAAGAAGUUCAGCCGAGAUGCGACAUUACUGAGUAAAUACAACCAGCAAUACCACAAGCUGUUUAAGGACAUCCCCUUGGAGGAGGUGGUUCUCAAAGUGUGCUCCUGUGCCCUCCAGAGGGACCUCCUCCUCCAGGGCCGGCUCUACAUCUCCCCCAACUGGCUCUGCUUCCAUGCCAGCCUAUUUGGCAAGGAUAUCAAGGUGGUCAUUCCCGUGGUCUCUGUGCAAAUGAUCAAAAAACACAAGAUGGCGCGGCUCCUUCCCAAUGGCCUGGCCAUCACCACCAACACCAGCCAGAAGUAUGUCUUUGUGUCACUGCUCUCCCGGGACAGUGUAUAUGACAUGCUGAGGAGGGUGUGCACCCACCUACAGCCUUCCAGCAAGAAGAGUCUGAGUGUAAGAGAAUUUCCAGAGGAACCUAAGUGCCAGUCUCUGGAAGUCCUCAUCCCUGAGAUGAAGUGGAGAAAAGUGUGCCCUGCAUCUAGCUCCCUGUCCCUCCCAGACAAUAUCUCUUGUGUCCCUCGGGCAUCUGUGGACUCCACAGACGGCUUCUUUCCCUCCAGGAAGCCUCCAGAGUCUGAAAAUGCUGUCUGUGAGGAGGAGAAGCUGGAGAAGGAGCCCAGGAGCGAUGGGGAUCUGAGGCUCUGGGAUUAUCUGCUCCUCAAGGUCGUCUUCGUGCUGAUCUGCUUCUUGGUCAUGUCCUCAUCCUAUCUGGCAUUCCGUAUCUCCCAGCUGGAGCAGCAGUUAUGCUCACUGAAUUGGGAUGGCCCAACCCCUCGGCACAGGUAACAGCUACUUGGCCUUUGUCCCCACUCCUCCAAGAAGAAUGCUCUGGGUGCUGAGGUUCCAUCUACGAUCCCCUUGGUUUAUGCUGCUGCUGCUGUGCUGAGACUGAGUAUGAAGGAAAAUAUUCCAGAUCCCUCUUCCUCCCCACAACUCUUCUCCCUCCUUGAAUGAGUGAUCUGAAGUACUCGUUUACAAAGCUCCUGUAAUUUUGGGACUCAGACAAAAAGCCAGAUUUUUGGAAACAGCUGCGGAAUUCUGUAUACUAAGCUUCAGCAACCACUUAAAUGAAAAAAAAAAAUUGUUCCUCGGAAAUAGUUCUGGCACACAGGCAGAGCAAUAGGGGCCACCCCAAGGGACAAAGGCCAUGAUUGGAUACCUGGAAUGUGGCUCUCUGUGACAUGGCUCACUCCAGUGGUGGGACAGGGGCCAGAACCCAAACCACCAGUGUGGGCUCUGCUCUCUCCCAACAUACUCUCUCCCACUACUCUGCCAGCUCUCAUUGGAGCCUCUGAGAGUCCUUGUUCUGGGGCCCAAAGGCUUCUCUGCAGGGAGCCAGGCCCCUAUCAGGCCUAGGGCAGACUGGAGGGAGGUUGGGGCAGGCUAUGUACGAGGAGAGGAGGGCUUGUGGCCAGGAUUCCAGCAAGAGAGGAAUGUUCAUGCUCUGUGCUGAGGCUUUGUUCUGGCCCCUCACGAGGAGGCUGGCUGAAUCUGGGAGGACACUACCCACAGCAGGGGACAGUGGCAGGGGCUAUGAAGGAGAACAGAGGUCCAGCAUUCUGUGUCCUCAGCUGUCCCUGGUGAGAUAGGUAGAGGAGGGCCUUUGAUCACUAUGGUCACAGACCUGGUAGUAGAUCGUCUCCUGGUGUGCUCAAACAUUUCCAAGGUGCCCCAGGUGGGAAGUAGGGGAUGGGAAGGGUGGUGGCUUUAAUUUGAGAUCUUGCUCUGUACUCCCUGCCUGACUGCCUGGAUCUCAGGCAGGGCCAACAGCAGCCUGCUGGAGAGGCUUGGUGAGGCAGCUGGGUAUGACUGUGUUGGACCACCACAGGGCAGAGCUUACUCAUGUCACCUGCAGUUAGUGUGUUGCAGGCUGUGGAGGAGGGUCUUCCACUCUAUGGGCUCUGUUCUCCAUGAGUAAGGUAGAGGUGUCCAAGGUGGGCCUGGUAUAGUGCAGGGACCAGGCCAAGGAGGUCUGUCUGAUACCUUUGGGGACAAGAGAGGGAUGAGAAGAGUGGACAUAGCUUUGACUUACAGAUUCCUCCUUCUCUGUCAAGGCCUUCUCUAUUCUAAAAAGCUUCUCUGUGCCUCAGAACUCUGGCUUGCUCUCUCUGGGACUCCUAUCUGCUAAGAUAGUGCCUUUGGAAGUUCUGGAAGGGCCUUAGUGAGGAGGCCAGAUAUCAGGGAAAGUCACUGGUGAUGGGGUGGGUGGUGUCAGAAAUAGCUGCUGUUUUUCCCUCUUCAGACACCUGAGAGGUUAAUUGGGGAGAAAUCCAGGUGGAAAUUGAUUUUAGAGUUGCGAUUGUCUGUCCUGUUUAUGACAAAGCCAAAUGACGAUUGGAGGGACUGACAGUAGGUGAUAACUCCCUAUGCUCAGACUGGAGGUCUCUUCAUCCUCUCCUCAUCCCAGGUUCUAGGAUUAAGCUUGGGCCUGGCCUUGUGGGUUGCUUGCACCAAAUCUGUAUGUCUCAGGUGAAAUUCAUUGUUCCAUUCUCCUCACAGUGCCACACUGGAUGAAUGCCCAUGCUGUUUUUGGAACAAGCCCCCUUCAUCACUCCUUUCCAUGAUAUUUUCAGGGAAAUAAUCCUGCUUGCCCCAGUGGCUCCUCUCCCUGGUCCUUGCUGAAGGGCAAGGAGAACAGGUCCAUUUUCUGAGUCUUGCUAGGUUGAGCCAGAGGCCGUGAGAGGUGCCAAGUCAUGGGUGGCUGUGCCAAGAUGCUGGUGAACCUAGUCUCCAGCCAUGCCCCAGGCUCAGAAAGGGCAAGAGGCAUGCUAUAGGGCCUGUAUGGAGGCCCUCUUGGGGGCCAGGCUUUGAGCAGGAUGACUGUGCCUGUCCCUCUGGAGGGCCCUCUCUCUCUUUCUCUCUUUUGUCCCCCAGCCUGGUCCUCUGGGGCCAGUGUACCCUCUAUUGUGCUCAUUUAUAAACUGUGUGUAUUUAUACAGACCUGCUUGCAUUGGCUGAUGCUCCUCUAAUUCCCUGAGAGUCUGGUUCAACUAUCCUUGGGUUGUUCCACUAUGGCAUUAGCCUUUGAAAAUAUUUUUAAAUAAAAAAUUUGAUUUUUCUAG